AUGCUCACCCGCAUUCCCCCACAAACCCGCACCAGCUACUCCGAAUACCAUGACUACGCGCAAAAGCCCGACAUGAUCGUGUCCCAACCGCAACACCUCUCCUCAACUACUCACCCAAACCCAUCGGCAUAUGACACCGACAACCUCCAAGCUGGACGUAAAAGAAGCGAAUCGGAACUCGAUGGGAAUGAUUCGACCGAACGAGGGGCCGUCCGCCGGCGGAUCAGUCGAGCCUGUGACCAGUGCAAUCAAUUGCGCACAAAAUGUGACGGGAAACAGCCUUGUGCACAUUGCACUGUCAACUCCUUGGUCUGCGAGUAUGCGCGAGCUCAUAAAAAGAGAGGGAGGGCUCCUAAGAAAGAGAUGGAGCCUGGUGACGAGGCACAUUACACAUCAUCCCAGGCGGUUGCAGACAAUCAUUCGGCUUUUGCCCAGUCGGCGGGCGCCCAAGAGUACUCGAGCACAGCUUAUUCUGGCCGGGAGGGCAUUGUCGAGGCAACGGCAGUGCCUCCGGACAACACAUCUUUGACCGGGGCCUUCGAACGCGGUCACCACCAAAACUCCUUCUUCACUGGCUUUGAUCCCUCACCCGGGAUGGGAAUGGCAAACACGGGGCAGAUACAUGAUAUGGAUCCGUCGAUGGUCUCCCAGAUGCCUCAAUCCAGGAGCAUAGAUUUUGCGGUCUCGAACCAGGCCUAUCCAACUUCGACGCUGGAAUCUAUGCACGUUACGGGAACGGCACAAGGCUUUGGCUUUCCUCUGGGAGAUGACUAUUCGGUCGCCUUCAUGGGUAAAGCCCCUAUGGUUGAGUCGCCAGACUGGCUAGCUCUCACGUCCCCUAUGUUCAUCAGCGAACCUUUGCCGGUUCAGCCUCGUGUUACAGACACGCUGAAAUAUCCUGUCCUUCGCCCUCUGCUUCCUCACAUUGAUCCCAUCAUUCCUCAAGUUCUCGCCUGCGACCUCUUGGAGCAAUACUUUACAAGCUCGACCUCGGCGUAUCUGAGGCCCGCCAAUCCGUACAUUCUCGGAUACGUCUUCCGCAAGAAAUCAAUUCUUCACCCUACCGAUCCCCGACCCUGCACCCCGGCAUUGCUUGCCAGCAUGCUUUGGAUAGCAGCGCAAACGAGUGACGCUGCAUUUCUCACCACACAGUUAGACGCACGAGCACGGAUCUGUCAACGAUUGCUGGAACUCACUAUUAACAUGCUGAAGCCUUUAGUCCAUAGCCAUCCGAACACUUCUGCGGCAACGCCGAACUCCCAUUAUCCUCAUAUGCUUGCUAACGAUGCCGGACUUGGAGCACUGGUUGUGCCAACCCAAUCCGGACCCCCGGGGGUGGACCGAUCACAGGUUGACAAUCUCGCAACGUAUAUCCAUCUAGCAACGGUAGUGUCAGCAAGUGAACGCAAGGCAGCCAGCCUUAGAUGGUGGAAUGCCGCUUGGUCACUUGCUCGAGAAAUUCGGUUAGGGCGCGAAUUACCGCCCAAUCCUCGGGAGCACGAUGGCGACGAGAAUGGCAGCGCCCGCCAUCCCACAGACAAUUCGGUUGAAGGUCGGAAAGACUCCAUGGAUGACACGCGUCGCAAGGCCGUGGGCUAUGUGAGUGAAGAAGAAAGAGAAGAACGACGGCGGAUUUGGUGGCUCUUGUACAUGCAAGAUCGUCAUCUGGCUCUGUGCUACAACAGACCAAUGUUCUUCCUCAACAAGGAGUGCGAGAAUCUGCUCCAGCCGUUGGAUGAUGAUGCCUUCCAGGCGGGACGCUUCGAUAGAGGGUCGGAUUCCAAGCAUCGAAGGCGAGGGUUGAACAUUGAAUGCACGUCGCACAGCGUGUUCGGAUAUUUCCUACCUUUGAUGGUCAUCCUGGGCGAGAUCCUUGAUCUCAACCAUGCCCGCAACCGUCCUCGUUUUGGGCCGAGGGCGAAACAACCCAAGAACUGGGAUGAGCACACGGACGAGAUCACUCAACAGCUCGAAACUUAUAAACAGAGCUUGAAGGACUUUGCAGCUUAUGGGGGCCACGUCCUCGACUCCACGCACAAUGAUGUGGUGACCCCGUCGGUGGUGUCUGCGGGCACCAACGAGUCAUAUCCUGCUUCCGAGUUGGCCUUACAAACCAAGACCGUGGUGGCCUAUGGAACCCACAUUAUGCAUGUGCUACAUAUUCUCUUGACCGGCAAGUGGGAUCCUAUUGCCCUCCUCGACGACAACGAUCUGUGGAUUUCCUCGCAGUCCUUCGUCACGGCGACCGGCCACGCCGUGAGUGCCGCAGAAGCUGUUGCCGAGAUCAUUGAAGAUGACCCCGAUCUGAGCUUCAUGCCAUUUUUCUUCGGAGUUUAUCUGCUCCAAGGCAGUUUUUUGCUGCUCCUGUUUGCGGACAAACUUCAAGGUGACGUGAGUCCAGAUGUUGUUAAGGCCUGCGAGACGAUUGUCCGGGCGCAUGAGGCUUGUGUGGCCACGUUGGACACCCAGUACCAGCGAAAUUUUCGAAAGGUGAUGCGCUCAGCUCUGCAACAAGUUCGUGGACGCGUGCCAGAAGAUUUGGCUGAGCAGCAGCACUGGAGACGUGAAGUGCUUGCCCUAUACCGAUGGACAGGGGAUGGAACAGGACUUGCAUUGUGA
Capronia coronata CBS 617.96 is the source of this 2619-nucleotide messenger RNA. RefSeq lists its product as uncharacterized. The record is from RefSeq and is a predicted model, not a curated record. Gene Ontology annotation, molecular function: DNA-binding transcription factor activity, RNA polymerase II-specific; zinc ion binding; DNA binding. Gene Ontology annotation, biological process: DNA-templated transcription; regulation of DNA-templated transcription. The transcript has 2 exons. Bases 1 to 2619 code for a protein of 872 amino acids. NCBI's taxonomy places the organism in Eukaryota, Fungi, Ascomycota, Eurotiomycetes, Chaetothyriales, Herpotrichiellaceae.